AUGUCCAUCACUCAGCAAGAAAUGUCUCUCGUCACGGCGAAUCCUCCUCCGAUCAACGUCGAUCAAAUCUUCGCCGAGGUUGAAAUGUCCGGCGCUGAAACCUCCCAAACCGUCCGAGCAACCGUCGUCCAGGCUUCUACUGUCUUCUACGACACUCCCGCCACGCUAGAUAAAGCGGAGAGGUUGCUUGCCGAGGCAGCGGAGAAUGGGUCCCAUCUCGUGGUGUUCCCGGAGGCUUUUAUCGGCGGAUAUCCUCGUGGCUCUAGCUUCGAGCUGGCGAUUGGUGCUCGUACGGCUAAAGGAAGAGACGAUUUUCGCAAGUACCAUGCUUCUGCCAUUGAUGUUCCUGGCCCUGAAGUGGAACGAUUGGCGGAGAUGGCGAAGAAGUACAGAGUGUUCUUGGUUAUGGGUGUGAUAGAGAGGGAAGGCUAUACUCUAUACUGCACCGUUCUCUUCUUUGAUCCGCAAGGUCAGUUCUUGGGUAAGCACCGGAAGCUCAUGCCUACAGCUCUCGAACGUUGCAUCUGGGGGUUCGGAGACGGUUCGACCAUCCCGGUUUUCGAUACUCCCAUUGGUAAAAUCGGCGCUGCUAUCUGUUGGGAGAAUAGGAUGCCUUCUUUGAGAACCGCAAUGUAUGCCAAAGGGAUUGAGAUAUACUGUGCACCUACUGCUGAUGCUAGAGAAACUUGGCAAGCAUCGAUGACUCACAUCGCUCUUGAAGGCGGAUGUUUUGUUCUGUCGGCUAACCAGUUCUGUCGCCGGAAAGAUUAUCCGCCACCACCGGAGUACUUGUUUUCCGGUUCAGAGGAUAGCCUAACACUGGACUCUGUUGUCUGCGCCGGUGGAAGCUCAAUCAUUUCGCCGUUAGGAGUUGUUCUUGCUGGACCAAAUUAUGAAGGAGAGGCUCUUAUCUCAGCUGAUCUUGAUCUUGGGGACAUAGCAAGAGCUAAAUUUGACUUCGAUGUGGUGGGUCAUUACUCGAGGCCUGAAGUCUUUAGCUUGAACAUAAGGGAGCAUCCGAGGAAAGCGGUCAGCUUCACGACUAAGGUUACAAAAGAUGAGACUGUCAAAAAGACUUAA
This is a messenger RNA of Microthlaspi erraticum, 1080 nucleotides long. NCBI's taxonomy places the organism in Eukaryota, Viridiplantae, Streptophyta, Magnoliopsida, Brassicales, Brassicaceae. The record is from the annotation of a GenBank genome assembly.